Messenger RNA from Coregonus clupeaformis (lake whitefish), 2756 nucleotides. It is a transcript of the gene creb3l3b, whose product is annotated as cAMP responsive element binding protein 3-like 3b. Gene Ontology annotation, molecular function: RNA polymerase II cis-regulatory region sequence-specific DNA binding; DNA-binding transcription factor activity, RNA polymerase II-specific. Gene Ontology annotation, cellular component: nucleus. The coding region runs from base 1437 to 2558 and encodes 373 amino acids. The transcript has 10 exons. NCBI's taxonomy places the organism in Eukaryota, Metazoa, Chordata, Actinopteri, Salmoniformes, Salmonidae. Gene Ontology annotation, biological process: regulation of transcription by RNA polymerase II. The record is from RefSeq and is a predicted model, not a curated record.
CUCUAUUCUGCUGAGAUUUCAAAGGGAUUGGAAUUUCAACUUUGUCCCAUGGAACAGUCUCAGGUGUUCCAUAUGCGCAUACAAAAACACACAUACUUAGCUACAGGACACACGAACUGCAAUCCCAGCUUGAAAUAUUUAUCAAGUUAGCUAUUGACAACUCUUGAUCAUUCCUGUUGGAUAUUUACAACUUCUGGCACCGAUCGUGUUGGAAUGUUGGAAUAAUGACCCACAUCUCAAACAAGGUAAAGAAAACAAGCUUGUGUGGAUUUCUGUUUUUUUGUUGUUGUUGUGUUUUUUAGACAGGCGAUUGAAUUAGAUGUGUGCUUUAUCAUUCAUAGUUUGAAGUGGCUUUCAAUGUCAGCUUAUUUCACCAAAAAGCAUUGUGAUCGUAUUAAGACUUCAAUUUAAAAACAUACUCAUUUGUGGGUUCUAUAAUGACAUACAGACGUACUGUAAGUUAUUGACUUAUUGACCUGUAUUAUAUCAACAUUUUGUCUUUGAAAGUAUAUUGUUGUGACUUAUUUGAGUCUUCUCAACCCAGGAACCAUGCUGUAUAUGCAGGGGCGCAACUUUCACUGGGGAUGGGGGGACGGGUUGACAUGCCCCACAUUCUGAAAUAGCAUUUUUGUCCCCCCCCAGUUUUAUCAUUAGAAUGUGAUACAAAAGAAGGCAACAGUGUGCUUUGGGACCAUGCGGAUAGGCUGUUUGGAGUGUUUAUCCGACUGGAUAAAAUAAAUUAUAUCCCCCCCACUUCUAAAACCAAAGUUGCGCCCCUGUGUAUAUGUAUUGGUGUUAUGGAGUCAAAUAGUCUACUGUUUAUGUAUGUUUAUCUAUAGGAAGAGUCAGGAUUAUUAAUUGACUCUGGGUGGUCUCAGGAUCCAUGUUAACAUGUUUAUACUUCAAUAGAGGUGCCCUGUUCUGUUUGUGUCCACCUGCCUAUUUAUUUCAUUUAUUUAACGUCCCAUUGAGAUCAAAGUCUAUUUUGCAAGGGAGCACUGCAUUACAAAAGCAACAAACAACACAAAGUACACAAUAAGGAGCUAGUGACACAAUUACAUCAAUCAAGGCGGGAGCACAGGAAACACAAAAAUACAACUAUAAAAAACACGCACAUUCCUCUGUGUCUAUAGCUCCUGUAAAGAGAUUCCCUGUGUAGUUUUUGCUGUGUGACCCACCUAAAGUCUUUGGAUUUUCUUCUUACCUUCCAUGUGAGCAAAACCAAUGAUUCUGACCGGGAUUCAGUCUUCAGUCAGCGAUUGACCUAAGAGGGCACAACCAAUCAGUGGCUCCCGUGUGAGCAAAACCAAUGAUUCUGACCGGGAUUCAGUCUUCAGUCAGCGAUUGACCUAAGAGGGCACAACCAAUCAGUGGCUCCCGAGCCACCAUUUGUGACACAAUUGCUUGAUGUUAUAUCUGAGUUUUUCCUGGGAGGAAUGGAACUUAUAGAUCUCCUGCUUUACAAGUCAGAUGAAAUCCUCAGCUGCCAUGGUAACCAGCCCUGGCAAAUCACAUCACCCGGGUCUCUGAGCCAAGAAGGUGGCGGUGAUGACUUCCUGGAUACUCUGUUAGGUGGCACUGACUCAUCAUCUGCCCCCACCUCCCCCCUGUGGCCCUCCUCCCCCUGCGACAGUGGCACCAGUGAGGACCCCACCUCCGGCUCCGAUCACCUGGACAGCCCCAACCCGCCCUCCAGCCCCCCCUUCCAUGCCUUCUACCAAGCCCAUCUCCCUAACCUCCAAUCUCACCUCACCAGGCCUGCACUGCACUGCCUGGCACCUGAUGUCUCCAUCGACUUAGCUGGAUGGGAGUCUGGCCUCUUCCAAGAGAGCAAUGGGGAUACCCACAACCCCCAGGUGCCCUCUGGUUACCACCUCACUGUCAAGGACCUGCUGCUGUCUGGAAUAAGAGAUACUAAUUCCCUGCAGGAGGUGGUCCUUAACGAGGACGAGAAGAAACUGUUGGGUAAAGAGGGGGUCCACCUGCCCAGCCAACUGCCUCUUACUAAGUACGAGGAGAGGGUUCUGAAGAAGAUCCGCAGGAAGAUCCGCAACAAGCAGUCGGCCCAGGAGAGCAGGAAGAAGAAGAAGGAGUACGUGGAAGGUCUGGAGGUCAGGAUGGAUGCCUGUAGUAAACACAACCUGGCGCUGCAGAGGAAAGUCCACCAACUGGAGGAAACCAACACUUCUCUGUUGGAGCAGCUGGCCAGGCUACAAACUAUUCUACGUAUUGGCUCCAGUAAGACUUCCCAGAAAGGGACCUGCAUCCUGGUGCUGCUCCUCUCUUUCUCUCUCCUCCUCUCUUCUAGUCUGCAGCCUGACACACACAGCCAUGUCAGCCAGGAGGGAGACUUAAGCGUGGCCAUCGGGAGAUCUCGUUCCCUGCUGGCAGUGGUGGACACAGAGAUAUCACCCCCACCUGUCUUCUCAGUGGCUGGGUGGGUGGAGGCCCUGUCAACUCUGGUGGGGAAGCUCCGACUCAGGCCAGAGUAUGCUGACUCAGACCCCCAAACCAACCACAACCAUGACCACAACUAUGACUACAACCACAGUCUCUGACCACACUAUCGCAAACUCAACCUCAACCACGCAGAUACGGAGCUCCUUCCUAACCAACACCACUGACUUCCUACCCAACCACUAGGCUACUGAAGCACCACCAGCUCUAACACACUUGAAUCCGAUAGAACAUCUCUGGAAAGACCUGAAAAAAGCUGUGCAGCAACGCUCCCCAUCCAACCUGACAGAGCUUGAGAG